Messenger RNA from Mercurialis annua (annual mercury), 523 nucleotides. RefSeq lists its product as uncharacterized. The coding region runs from base 130 to 435 and encodes 101 amino acids. NCBI's taxonomy places the organism in Eukaryota, Viridiplantae, Streptophyta, Magnoliopsida, Malpighiales, Euphorbiaceae. The transcript is spliced from 3 exons. The record is from RefSeq and is a predicted model, not a curated record.
UAAAGAAUUUAAAGAGCCAAGGAUGUGAAUAUAAGAAAAAGUAACAAAGAGGGACGAGUUAGUAAGACUUCAAAAAUUUGAGACUUUCAGCCUCCUGCGAAAACUUCUGGACAUUUUUCGCGGUAAAACAUGAGGGAAAACCUUCAUUCGAUAUUUUCAGCGGCGUUUGGCGGCCGAACGAGUUCGACAGCGCGAACGGCGGCGCGAGGCUUCGCCGGAAGAUCUACGGCGUUUCGACGACUGAGACGGCGCGUUGGAGGUAUGUUUUCCCUUUUGUGCAAUUCAUGCGCUUCUUUUGGUGGCUUUGGCUGGCCAAAAAGCCGCAAAACAGAGGCGGCUCUUGGGGACAACGCUACACCAGUGACGGUAGGUCAAGGAGUAGAGUCAUGGAUCGGGAAUAAUAAAAAUAGCGCAAAGAAGUGCGUGAUGCAGUAAAUAGGGUUGGCAAACCAAGUGCUUCAUACGUAUGGACUAAGCUACCUUGUCACAAUAUUGGUGCCCUAACAAAAUAUAGAGUAUAAAG